AUGUCCGACGUCACCUCUAGCAAGAGCCUGCCGAGGGAGACGCCCUGUCUGAGUUAUUGGCAACAGACCACGCGGGCAUUCCCUCAUCUGUUCGCCAAUCGCGAUCUAGCGGUUCCCACCGCCGCAAAAUACGUAGUUAUCGGGUCUGGUAUUUCGGGGGGCUUGACUGCAUUCCAGCUACUCGACUCGGGCGUACAAGCGGACGACGUUAUCAUCCUAGAAGCCCGGGAAGCAGCCAGCGGCGCGAGUUCGCGGAAUGCGGGCCAUGUCCGACCAGACGCAUUUCGAGGAUUCAGCGCUUAUGCAAAGGUGCAUGGUUCGGAACAAGCCCUGAAGAUUGUCGCUAAUGAGCGGCUAGUCCUCGAGAAAGUUGACGAGUUCGUGAAGAAGCGCGAUGUGCCAUGCGAUUUCCACCGGACCUCAACAUUUGAUGUCUGCAUGAGUCGUGAGUUUGCUGAAUACGAAGCCGAAAGCCUCGAGGCAUACAAACAAGCAGGUGGCGAUGUCUCCCACAUCAAAUACUUUGCUGGCGAAGAUGCACAGGCCCGCACCAAAGUCCCAGGUGCUAUUGCAGCAUAUGAAUGGCCAGCGGGCUCCAGCCACCCGGCAAAGCUUGCGCAAUUCCUCUUGGACUCAGUGAUCGGAAGAGGGACCCGACUGUUCACUUUCUGCCCAGCGCAGGAGAUCAAGGCCAAUAGCGCGAUGCCAGGUCUGUGGGAUAUCCAUACCCCUCGGGGUACCAUAACGACAGAAAAAGUCAUACACUGUACCAAUGCGCAUGCGGCUCUCUUACUGCCUCAAUUAGAGUCCGUUAUAACCCCCAAUAGGGCGCAGGCGCAUGCGUUAGUUCCAACACCGGCUUUCGCAGCAGCGGGGGCUCUCCAGAAUACUUUCUCGUUACGCUAUAGUCUGUAUCACUUCUACUCUCUGAUACAGCGGAAGGGGGAUGGGACCAUGAUCCUAGGAGUCUCCAGGUCAAACCCGACGUUGAGCCCUGAGACGCUGGCCAGCCGCUUCAGCACGGACGAUAGUGGGUAUAACAAAGAGAUUGCUGAAGAUGCUCUCCGUCAUUUCGGUGAAAUCUUCCCUCAAUCUGGCUCACAGACCGCUGCACAUGGAGAGGGCUUGAGUCACUCAUGGACUGGCAUUAUUGCGAUGACCCCCGAUUCUGUCCCCUUGGUAGGUGCGAUUGAAUCAUUGCCUGGUCAAUUCGUCUGUGCUGGAUUCAAUGGGCAUGGAAUGGCGCGGAUCUUCACCUGCGCGCCCGGUGUUGUGAAGCUGGUUCUCGGGCAGAGCUGGAAUGAUACGGGCCUGCCAGAGUGCUUCCAGUGUACGCAAGAGAGACUCGAUCGUCUCUCCAACGGAGGGUGGUCUUCUAUUUGGUGA
Molecule: messenger RNA, 1386 nt
Organism: Penicillium chermesinum
Lineage: Eukaryota; Fungi; Ascomycota; Eurotiomycetes; Eurotiales; Aspergillaceae
Product: NAD(P)/FAD-dependent oxidoreductase
Exons: 3
Coding region: 1-1386 (461 amino acids)
Cellular component (GO): cytoplasm
Molecular function (GO): oxidoreductase activity
Source: RefSeq, a predicted model, not a curated record